Messenger RNA from Stylophora pistillata, 10833 nucleotides. Its product is annotated as polycystin-1. NCBI's taxonomy places the organism in Eukaryota, Metazoa, Cnidaria, Anthozoa, Scleractinia, Pocilloporidae. Gene Ontology annotation, cellular component: membrane. Gene Ontology annotation, molecular function: protein binding; calcium channel activity; calcium ion binding. The record is from RefSeq and is a predicted model, not a curated record. Gene Ontology annotation, biological process: detection of mechanical stimulus.
UCUCAUGGCUGACCAAACUGAUUGUUUACUACCAUACUUCUCAGAAAAAUGGUAUCAUAGUGAAGUCGCCCUGCGCUUUUAUCGAGUUCCAACAGAAAAUGUCAAAGUGGGGAAAGUUAGCAUUUCCCAUCAUAGAAGAAGAAUUGGCGAAGGCUUCAACAUUACUGCCUCAGUGAACAGUGACGAAAUGGGAUUUUUUAAGUUCACGGUCCAAUCCGGAGACGGAAAUGAAUACGUUUUCUGCCAGCCACAAAUGAGACACUUCUAUACAAAUCCUGGCAACUACAGAGUUUCCUUAAUUGUCGAAGACAUCAAAGGCACUAACGUAACCUUCUCAGAUUCGGUCAUGGUCGCUGAUAAUCUUACAAAACUAGAGUUGGAGUGCCCUAGAGCAGUACCACAAGGAGAGGAGGUAGAAUGCAACAUAAAAGUUGCUCGAGCCCUCAACGUUACGGGGAAAUUUACUGUAGAAAACAGAGAGGGAAAGCUACAAGAACUGCCAGAUACUUGGAUGAGCAGUUUCGGUGCAGACGUACCCCGCUUUCUUCCAGAAUCCAACACCACCCUCGGAAAACUACUACAAAGUCCGGAACGGAUCUAUAUCCUUACGAAGCACAGCGUGCAGAAAGAAGGCUAUGUGGCUGGGCUCGAGUUUAAUGUUAUCCAACCGGGACCGAUUCGUGUCUUCAUAUUGAGGCGUGUGGAUGAAGUAAAAACUUUAGCAUACUCUUGGAAGAGUGGAAUCAUUUGCUCAAAUUUAGAAAAGCUAUCCAUAGAUUAUGGUACUUGUUGCCCAGCUCAAUGUAACUCUAUGGGAAGCAACCUAGGAUCAGUAGCAAAUCUGCAGUUCGUCAUCGUCGAUGAAGUCACCUUGGCUCAGCAUAUGAGUGCAGGAUAUCACUUUGUGGACUUUGCCAACGUCACUCAGUUAAAGGUGCUUCCUGGGGAUAUGCUUGGCUGGUACAGCAGUACCAUGUUUGGCAAAAUUGGCUUUGUCGAAAAGACGGAGGAGCAAUGUCUUGUGUAUAAGGGAGUUGCGGAUGGGAUUAUAGUUGGGAAAAAGCUGACCACACGUGCCCCAGACUCCACUUCCACACUUAGUUUCGCACUGAGAGCAAAUUUUGUUCCAAAAACGUUCUCAAAAGCGUCAUUCAAUCUUGCAGAAAUAGGCUCACACAAACUUGUUGUUGGAUUGAGCGACAAGUUUGGCAAUAUGGCGGAAAUGACCAGUGAAAACAUAUUGUGCCAGCGUGCAGUGGAAGGACUCUUAGUAGACAUGCCUGAGGCUGCUUUGGUCGGUCAGGUUGUGUUUGGAGUAAAUGUCACUUACGGCACCAAUGUGAGUUACAUUAUAAACUCUGGGGAUGGUCGACUGAUUAAUCAGUCUGAGAAUAUUGUGAAACUCAAUUACACCACACCAGGGGCUCGUGACAUCACUGUUAUUGCCUUCAAUCACGUUAGUGUGGCUAUUAGUGAGUGUGAAGGGCUGCUUAUAUUAGAUGAAAUAGAAAAUAUCAGCAUUCAAGUAGAAAAACUUGUCGCCACUGAUGACAAUUUUACGAUCACAAUCAGUAUUCUCCGGGGCACUGCUGUCUAUUUGAAUGUUUCUUUUGGUGAUGAUUCUCCGGGUUUUAAUAUAAGCAACUUUGACGUGAAUAACACUUUUACAGUCACUAAAAACCACUCAUACAGAAGGGACGGAAUUUACCGUAUCAGUGCGAUAACGAGGAACUCUCUUUCCUCCGCAUUAGCGGAAAAAAACAUCACUGUUCAAACGCGAAUCACAGGUUUGCAGACCUUCGUACCAGGGGUAACCGUUUCCACCGACAAUGAAUUGGUUAUUAACAUUUCAGUUGCCGAAGGGACUGAUGUCAGCUAUGAAGUUUCUCUGGAAAGCGAUAAAAACAAGACGGCGAAUGGACUCGGUGUCACUGUGGUGUUCCCCAGAGGAGAUUUAAAGCCUGGCGUGUCUUCGCUUUACGUUAAGGCGUAUAAUCUGUUAUCGAUCCUCAAAGACUCAAAGCAAAUUCAUUUAGAGACUCCGAUUUCAGGAGUGUUGUUCAACUUGACAUCUCCAACUGAAGCAGUUCGAGUGGCAGAAAACUACACUUUCGCCUUACUCUACGACAAAGGAUCAAGUGUCCGUAUAACUUUCUGGAAGAGUAUCGACGAAGAAAGUGUAUCACUAACACUCCAACAAGAAAAAAAGCAUUUGUAUCAUUCAGUUGUAUAUCAGGCACCUGGAGUCUUCAUCGCAAGAGUGAACUAUAGCAACGUACUUGGGGAGGUCGUCGAAGAGAGAGCUGUGAUGGCUCAAUAUCCUGUGAAAAACAUUUCCGUUAACACAAACAGUCCAGUACCUCAUCCACCUGGUAUCAUUAGCAUUACUGUGAAGCAGGAUGGAAUCGUGGCAACAAAUGCAACUGUGAUAUGUUCGUUUGGCGAUGGAGAGACUAGUGAGAAACGGGAAUUUUCUGGAGAACUCAACAUUUCUCACAGAUACGCUAAGGCAGGCUUUCACAAACUAGUGGUGAACAUCUCAAAUUUAGCGUCUUUUGUGUCAAAGGAGGUCAUUGUUGACGUGGUGAAAAUCAUUACGUUUAUGGAAGUUAAUGCAAAAUCCUCCCCUACUGGCGCGGUAUUGAGGGUGCCUUCACCUCACAAUACCUUUCCUGUAGAAAGUCCAGUCCUAUUCGAAGCCGAACAUGAUGGAAGUAUGAGUGUAACACUCUUUACCUUUAACUUCGGCGAUGGAUUUGAAAUAAAUGGUACAUCACGCAACAUUAUGGGAGAACACACUUACACGUCCAAAGGAAAAUUUAAUGUCACCCUGAAAGUGAUACAUCGAUUUGGAGAAAGUUGGAAUUUCACAGUGAUUACGAUGAAGGAAAGCAUAGCUGGCUUAGCGAUAUCGGACAACGCGCCGACGGUUUUAGGAGAACCCACCACAUUCGUCUUGAACUUGACCAAACUAGGAACGGGUACUCUGAUUAAGGUUGAUUUCGGUGAUGAACAAAAUAUCUUCCUUGGAGACAAAAGUAACAACAUUGAAGUAUUACCUGACGUUGUUAAACCAAUAGAUGAUUCUGUGCAGAAUAUCACAUUUGAGCAUACUUACAAUGACAUAAGUCUUUAUGUCGUUGAAGUACAUGGAUGGAAUGAUGUUUCUUCCAUGAGAAUCUCCCAUCGCACUGUUACUGUGGAGAAAGAAUGCAGAUAUCCCGCUCCUCAAAUAUUAAGUGUAGGAAAUAACAUUAGCAGCGCUACAAAUACCACGAAAGAUAAAGAACUAAUUAUCUACACUGGAGUUAAGGUGAGCUGCCAAGCGACAUACAAGACCAUCUUUAUGUGGAGGUUGGAGCGUCAUGAUUCCCAAGGAAAUCUUUCUAUCGUAGAUAUCAAAACGGAUUUAAACAAGUCAAGCUUAACAAUUCCAUCUGGUUCACUUCCAUAUGGAAUCGUCACCCUUCGAUUUACAGUCCAAAUGAAAUAUAUCAUAGAUGGAAUUGAUUCCUUUGCGACCGGGUAUAUCAAUGUUAGACCAGCAGCUCUCAAGGCCAUAAUUUACGGUGGAGGGUUCCGCAAAGUCAGUUCUAAAAGAUCGUUUAGCAUUGAUGCCUCCGUGUCUGAGGACCCGGAUGUAGAGCGCGGAGACCUUACUGGAAUUCGCUUUCAUUGGUAUUGCCGAAGAUUCUUCGAGGAUUUUCGCUCGGAUUUGGAGGCACUUCCUGUCGUUACAUUUAAAGACAUUUCUUUGCACUCGGGAAACAGAGGAUGCGAAGGAAGUGGACCAGCAAGGCUUAACUAUUCCACAUCUGUAUUGAGGAUUAGACCUGGGAUGCUUGAGGAGAACACAAUUUACGUAGUCAAACUGGUGAUCAGAAAAGAUACACGAGAAGCCUCGUUUGAACAAACGCUUUCAGUUCGUGAACAAGUCUUACCGGACAUUGCAAUACAAUGCAAAGUCAACUGCAAUUACAAAGUUAACACCAACAAUCGGCUGUCUGUGACAAGCAUUUGUGCCAACUGCCACCAAGAAAAUUUCACCUCAAUGUCUUACAAAUGGGAACUAUACGUAAGAGAUCAAACCACAGGAAACUGGAGUCUUGAUCUUGAACUUGAUUCCAAAACAGUAACCAACAGUUCUAAACAGAAUCUAGUUCUGAAGGAAAACAGCUUGGAUGUUGGUAGGAGGUAUAGACUCGUAUGUUUAGCAGGCAAUGAAGAAGACCAACAAGGUCAGAGUGAACAUUAUUUUACAACAAAUGUUCCCCCUCGAAACGGAAAUUGUAUAAUCUCUCCCUUGGAGGGAAGGGUGUUGACGACCUAUUUUCAUAUCAAGUGUUCAGGGUGGAGAGACAUGGAUGGGCCAAUUGUUUAUAAGGUGUUUCGUGGCAGAACGCUCCUACAGCAUGGAAAAGAGGCAACUUUGCCUCCUAUGCUUUUGACUUCGGGUCCACGUCAAAACAAUUACACGUACUACUUGGCCGUGAAUAUUUGUGACAAAUUUCACAGUUGCACCAAAACAAUAUUACCUGUGACUGUUAUAGAGGCAAAGAUCUCCGCUCAAGAUCUUAAGUCCAUGAUGGCUGAAGACGGCCUGGUGACAAACAUGCGCAUCUCAGGGAACCUACAAGGUGUCUCCCAGUUGAUAAUGUCGGCCGCCUCAGUGCUUGCAAGCCAGAAUGCCGAGAGGAAGAGCGCUGGAAGUAAUGUUACUGAAGGAGAUGGGAAACUUAGGCAGAUGAAAGAGGAAUUGCUCGGUGCUCUUAAUCAACUUGAACCCGAGUCAUUGGACACGUUAGGAGUUGUGCUGGAGGCAAUGUCAUCCGUCACCAAUGACGUCACAGAGUUAUCAAGCACAGCCCAGUCUACUGUUCUAAACAUCCUCUCGAAUACUGUGGCUACUCUCACGGAGAAGAAAAACCCUGAUUCACUAGAAGCAAUAAAAUCAGUCAGUGCUGGAGUGAUGGAAAACUUGGGAAACUUGUUUGGAUCCUCAAAAUAUCAACAAGACAGGAAUUCCUUACAGUUGGAGAAAUUAAAGGGCAAGGAGCAAUUAGAAACCAAUGAGAAAGAGAUGGAUACUCUACAUCAAGACAGCAAGCAAAUCAAGGAAAAUGCGCGUGCCAUGACUAAGUCUGCAAUGAAAAUUCUAGACGACAUUUUAGACGUCAUCGUUGAAUUCCAAGUACCUGGUGAAGAGCCGCAACUGCUGGAAGGCGAGCGCAUGACAGCGCUGGUCUCGAAAGUUGAUACCGAAAGGCUCGUGGGAUCAAGCUUUUCAAUCGGUGAAGGGUCCUUUGCCUUGCCCUCUUCUAAAGGCAUCGUCAAUAUCUUGCAAGAUGAAAACUGUUACAUCGUAGCGAAGGGUCUCAACGCUAAAGAUAAUCCUUUCAUUUGGGAUAAUUCAUCAUCUGGUGUAAAGAGCAACUGCCUUGGACUCAAGUUUGAGGACUGCCACGGGACACCAUUAAACGUGACUCGCCUGCAAGAUCCAAUUGCUAUCACCAUUCCACGCGAUGAUAUCGGCGACUCGCCCGAACCUGGGAAUUUUACCCUUGAAGAGAAAAAGAUAAAAACGCAUAAGUUGAACAUUGACGAUCCUACUUAUGCGAUGAACGCUGUGAUACAGCCUGGUGCAGUUAACUGUUCCCAUGAUAUCGAGAUCUUCCUCCGUAAAAAUAGGAAGCCAACAACAGAGUUGUUUGAUUUCAAUUGGACCAUGAGUGUGCCUCCGAAAGAAGCCGAAAAGAGAGACAGCUUUGCAUUUUCUGUUUCAAAUUAUCAGUUGAAUAAAUCGGCUUCGGACUCUGGGGAAUAUUAUCUGGGUCUUUAUGCGACUCUUCAUGAAGAAUCCACGAAAGAUGAGAAAUGUCGCACAGAACUCAACUACACUUUGUUUACAUUUGUCUCAUCAUGCAACUUUUGGGACGAGAGAGAAGAACUAUGGAAAGCAUCUGGAUGUGAAGUUGGACCAAAAACCACCUACUCCUCCACAGAGUGCCUCUGUACUCACUUGACAAAUUUUGGUGGAGGCUUCUUGGUUGCUCCUAAUCCAAUCGACUUUGACUCAGCUCUUAAGGGUUUUACUGACAUAGCAUCAAAUCCCACAGUCUUUGCCACAGUCAUCACCAUAUUUGGCUUGUACUUUGUUGGAGCGAUCUGGGCAAGAUGGAAAGACAAGAAAGACUUACAAAAGCUUGGUGUCACUCCUCUCUUGUCCAAUGAUCCUCGAGAUACUUACGGCUAUGAGAUCACUCUACAAACUGGUUUUCAACAAAAGUCGAGAACAACUGCAGACGUGUUCAUCCAGCUGUUUGGCACUCUGGGAGACAGUGAGCCUAGAAUGCUGAAGGAUCCAAAACGCCCGAAAUUCGGACGGGGGGAAAUCGAUCAGUUUCUAUUAACUGGUCCCCAGUCCCUUGGCAAUAUCAAAGAAAUACACGUAUGGCAUAACAAUGCUGGAAGAUCGCCUGCCUGGUAUUUAUUUCGCGUGCUUAUCCGGGACUUACAGACCGACUCAAAGUGGUGGUUUGUUUGUGAUCGAUGGCUUGCUGUCGAGGAAGGCGAUGGAGCAGUGGAUCAAAAACUUAAAUUAGCAACCAAAAGGGAACUGACCAGAUUUAACAUUCUGUUUGUAAACGCUACCAGAAAAAAUCUCCUAGACGGGCAUCUUUGGCUAUCAGUGUUUACACGCCCACCAAAGAGCACUUUCACCCGAGUCCAGCGACUGUCUUGUUGCCUCUCAUUGCUGUUAAGCACAAUGUUGGCAAACUUGAUGUUCUAUCAAGUCGGUGCAGAUGACAACUCAACCGCCAGCCAAUCUAUACAUAUCGGACCAUUUAUUUUGAGCGUAAGACAGAUUAUGAUCGGCGUGCAAAGCAGUUUUGUAGUGUUGCCGGUGAACUUGAUCAUUGUAAUGAUAUUUCGCAAACUUAAACCAAAGGAGGACAACUCAAGGUCUAAGAGGUACGAAGAGGUUGCAGAAGAAGUGAGCUCUUCGAGCCCAACAAUGGGUUACCACGAUUUUCCCGUAAAAGCAGCUUCAACGCAUGAAAACCAUGGUAAAGACGCGACUAAUAGUACCUUACAAAUGGCCGAGAUUUCCUACCCUGAGGAAAGCGACAAUCCCAAGAGGAAGGAUUUGAAUUUGAAGACGUUACUGAAAUUUUUCAGUCGGGAUGACGACGAUGAUAAUACGAAAAAAGCGAAGAAGAAGUUCUUGUUUCCACGCUGGUGCAUUUACAUUAAUUAUCUGCUGGUGGCCAUUUCCUCGCUAACGUGCGGGUUCUUCUGUAUUCUGUACGGCUUCCAGUUUGGAAAAGAAAAAUCAGACAAGUGGUUGACAUCAAUGUUAGUUUCAUUCUUUCAGUCCAUUAUUGUUAUACAACCGUUCAAAGUGCUUCUCCUUGCAGCGUUCUUUGCGUUGAUUAUAAAGGAUCCAAAUAAAGAGGAGGAACAAGAGCAAGAAAAUGUAUUGGAUCCUGUAUUGAGCACUGACGAAGAAUUUAUUGAGGGCGAUGCAGAGAGGGGACCAGGGAAAAUCGGCCUACAAAGCAAACCGCCAGACGCAAAGAAGUUGGAAGCUGCAAGAAAACUAAGGUUAAAACAGUGUGAGAUGAAAGCAAUCAUUAAAGAGGUCGUCACGCAUAUUUUGGUGGUCUGCGUUUUGCUGGUUGUUGCUUAUGGCAACCACGAUAACAGAUCGUUUAAAAUGACUGAAGAGGUCAAAAACGUGUUGGUUACCAGGGAUUCAAAUACAAUAUCAUUUGACGCGUUGACUAUGCAAGAAGCAUUUUGGCAAUGGGUGAAAAACCUCAUCGCCAAUCUUUUUCCCUCGAGCACAUCAGACGACUAUCCUUACAUGGGCAUAAUAAAGAGCGGAGAAGUUUCAAACGUGUUGGGCCUUGGCCGCAUUCGACAAUUAAGGAUGAAGAAGGAUACAUGCAAGGUUCCAGUGGUUUUCACAACGUAUAUAACAGAAUGUAACGAUUAUUAUUCUUGGUCAGACGAGGAAAUAAAUGACUUCCACCAAGGAUGGUCACCUCAGAACAAGACUAAACUCGAGAAAGAUGAAGAAAGAAAGCAAAUAUCUCCUUGGCAGUAUCAAGGCACUUUGGAGGCCAAUAGUUUUCCAUACUUGGGGAAAAUGGCUUCGUAUAGGGGAGGUGGCUUUAUCUUUGAGCUCGGGCCUGAUGAAAACACUGUUUAUGGCGAACUUGAGAAAUUAAAGACAAGUAACUGGAUUGAUAGAUACACCAGAGCACUGUUUACUGAACUAAGUAUCUACAAUGUAAAUAUAAAUCUCCUUUGCGUGGCGACUUUGCUUUACGAAGAGUUGCCCACUGGUGGUGGGCAACCUUUCGUCAACGUCCAAACAAUCCGUGUUUACAGGUACAUUGGGAACUUUUCAGCUGCCCUCAUGGCUUGUGAGGUCAUAUUUACAUUUUUGCUUUUAAACUGGAUCCUGAGAGAUGGCAAAAGGUUGUGGAGACAGAAAAAGGCGUUUUGGAAAAAUGUUUGGAACAUUGUCGAUAUCGUCAUUACGUCCCUUUCUGUGGCAUCUCUAGUACUUUAUUUCAUGCGACUUGUUUUUCUAUCUUCAGCUCUUGGAAAGGUGCGAGACGAUCCCUCGAAAUUUGUCAGUUUCCAGUACGUGGUGCUCUUAAACGAAGGGGUGAAUGCCAUGGUCGCAUUCGUCGUAUUGCUACUGAACCUCAAGUUUCUCCGUUUGUUAAGAUUUAAUCGGAAGAUCUCCGUGUUAUCCAUAACAAUUAAAACCAGCGCCAGUAAGCUUGCUAGCUUCAUGCUGAUGUUUAUGGUCAUAUUUUUGGCCUACUGUUUCCUAGUUUUCCUCGUGUUCGGCUCUGCACUUGAAGACUAUCGCUCCUUCAUAGGAUGCAUGGAAUCUAUGAUGUCCAUGGUACUAGGAAACUUUGAGUUCUAUGAUUUGGUAGCUGUAAAUGCUGUGAUUGGUCCAGCUGUCUUCUUCACUUUCAUGGUUGUGUUCCAGUUCAUUCUCAUAAACAUGUUCAUUGGUAUUCUUUGUGACAGCUUCAACGAAGUUCGCUCUGAUUCGGAUAAACAAACCAACGAAUACGAAAUCUUGCAGUUUAUUUCCAACCGCAUGAAAGCUUUAGUUGGAAUAUUCGUUGAACCACCCAUUCGACCAGAGUAUAAUUGGCCAAAGAGCGAUUUGGAAAAGAAGGUAGAAACGAUAGAAGAGAAAGCUGACACGACUAUGUACUUCAUGCGAAAUUUGUGUGACGAGGAUGUGCGCCAAAUAAAAUGGUUUCAGCCUGACUUAUGGUCAAGAAAGAAGAGCAAAGUCAUGUCACUCGUUCUAAACUCGCAUGCUCAAAUCUUGGAGAAUGACUUGUGCGACGGGAUAGAGGCUAUGAACGACGUUAUAGAAAAGUAUUCCGAGAACGAAUUGGAUAGGAUGAUCGCUACCUCACGGAUGAAAAAGAGGAUUGGAUCUGCAGUGGCUUCAGUUUUGACUGGGAGUGUGAUUUCUAUUGAUGAGGAAUCGGAAGAGGUGAUCUCGCAAGCUUCUCAAGACAUCCUUGAUGACCAUGUGUCGAUAGUGCAAGAGAUGCAAGGCUCACAUGACGACAACCAAGACACGUCCAAACAUAAUGAGGAAGAACCUGACGAAGAGGAGGAAGAUGAGAGAGACAUCGAGGAGCAGUGGGAAGACGAACUUGAGUUGUUGGAAGAACGUCUUGAAAACUUUGCAUCGCGGUAUGAAUCUUGCAAUACACCUGGGAGGUUCGUAAUAGAUAGUACUCUUUCGUUGAGAGGAGCUUCAGUCACAGAGAUGUUAAAAGGUACGCAAGACGUCGCGUGUAGCUGGGAAGAGGAUGAUAGUGUUAUGAAAACUGCAACAUCCUUGGAAAUUACUUCUUCCGCAUCACCGGAGCUCCUCAAUGAAACCCAAGAGAAUAUUACAGAGGUCAGAUCGCAAAGCGAUGAGGACAAGAUGGAGGAUGAUGUCUUCCAAAGUAGUUUACCACAGAGUGUAGCAGGAAAUACUUCUCCUCUUGGUAAAAGCAUCUUAGCAUGGGUUCCUGGGAGCACUACUGGGAACAACACCAUAGUAUUCGUAGCAAAUGACAGCAGAAAAUCUGGGCGCAGUGGAAAUGAAUACUUGACCUCGAAAGGAGAAGAAGAAGAAGAAGAAGAAGGAGAAGAAGGAGAAGAAGACUUUGUUCCACAAAGGAAAGAAAGCGAGGCCUAAAAAUAAUCUUGCUUCUUGCAGCGCAGAUGUAUCGUCUAAAGACUUCAAAGAUCGAUAGCCUGGUUUCGAUUUGCUCAAUAGACUUCUCUGGAUUGACCCAGUUAAUAAUUAGCAGCGCAUUCAUUAGCGCAUCACCAUUAUAUCUGCUCAUACCUAAAUCUAGAGUUAAACACGCAUGUAUAAAAAGGUCAAGGGUUCAGCUAACAAAAUGAACUUACAAACAUUACAGAUUAGUGCCCCAAUCUUAGCCGAAAUGACAAAUAACAGAUAUAAAAUCUCUCUUGAAAUUGAAACAAAAUUUUCACCUUCUUACGAGCUCUUUGAAAAAAAAUUGCACGAGCUUACAAUUUUUCGUCGAUUUCCUAAAGGGUUCUUAAGGUAAAAGACAUUUUCUUAGGAGUUGACAAAGUCUGACACAUCCCUAUCGAUGAUACGAGGUUAUCGAGAAUAAUGUUAAGCUGAUGUCGUAAAUCACUAAUGGCAGUUAACAGAUUUGAAUCAAGUCGGUAACCGUUAAAACUUGUCGUCGUAACAGGGACAUGCUCAUGUUUGUAUACACAAUUACAAAAAACGACAAUAAAGUCUAAAUG